Molecule: messenger RNA, 1431 nt
Organism: Teleopsis dalmanni
Lineage: Eukaryota; Metazoa; Arthropoda; Insecta; Diptera; Diopsidae
Exons: 4
Coding region: 190-1110 (306 amino acids)
Source: RefSeq, a predicted model, not a curated record
AUAAAAUAAUUUUAGUUAAAAGAAUUUUUUGCUGGUAAUACUGGCACGCCAAACAAAAAUGCUGCAUUUUGACAAACUAGUUUUGCUAAAUUUUGUGUGAUAAGUGUGUGAAGUGCAUAAGAGUUUGAAAGAAUUUAAACGUAUAACUACUCGUUAUAAUCGCUGUUUUCAUUUAAAUAGAGUUUUAGUAUGUUCGGAUUUAACUUUUGGACACAAUUCAUUGACAUAUAUAAAUCGCAACCAGCAUUAUGGGAUGUUAAUUCUGAUAAUUAUAAUAUGAAGCAAUAUAAAAUUUCUGCUUAUAAUACUCUACUUGCAAAACUGAGGGAAAUUGAUCCCAACGCCGAUAUUAACAUGGUUAAAAGGAAAAUAAACAGUUUCAGAUCGUGUUUGCGGCGUGAGAGACAGAAAACCGUAUCUAUGGCUAAAUUGGGGAAGGAAUACGUCUCUACGUGGAAAUUUUACCCAUACUUUUCAUUUAUUAAUGAGCCGGAUCCGUUUGACGAUGAUAAAUUAGUAAAUGGCAGUAACAUUACAUACAGUAAAGAGGAAAUCGUAAUUAGUCUAGGGAAUGAUGAGAGUUCAAUAAAAGAGAAUAGUGAUUCCUAUCCAUUUCUUAAUAUUACGGAAAUAAAGCAAAGUGAUAAUGAGGAGGUGGAUGAAAGCAAUAUGGUCGAAGAAGUAGAAAUCAGUUAUGCGCCACAUACAAAAAGGCAAAAGAUUAAGUUUGAAAAUCCGGAUGAUAUAUGUUUUAAAACACCUACAGAGGAUUCGUUAGAUGAAUAUGAUGAAAGCCCAUUUCAGGAUACAAACACCUCUAGUCAUGUUAAAACGUUGUCAAACAUAUCUGCGCCUUAUAGAAAAUCAACAAAUUCUUCGUUUCGUGAUGUGAAGUCAAAUUACAACGAAGAUGAAGUGUUGGCGUGUGGUUGGAUGAUGCAGUACAGAAAUUUGCGAAGUGAACAAAAAAUAUUUGCGAAAAAGGCUAUUGAUGACAUUCUGUUUGAAGCAAAACUGGAAACGUUGCACAGGCACUCUGUCAGGAUAAAUGAAGCAGCUCUGUGCAACAAUUGCGGUCGUGUGGCGGAACAAUUUUCUAUGACCAAUUAGAAUUUUUAAAUUAUUUUUAGAAUUACUUUCUAUAUACCUUUUAUCGUAUGAAACUUUAACCUUCUUAACUUUCUCCUUUACACAUAAAAGUUUGAAUAUAAAAAAAGAAAUUAUGGAUAUUUUAUACAUAUGUAAGUAUAAUUAUUAUAAUGUACAUUACUGAGAGACUACCUAGAAAUAUUUACACGAAAAUGUAUAAUAAUGUUAAAUAUGUAAUUAAACCGAAUGUAUUUUAUGUAUAUAAACGUACUAAUUAGUAGUAACUAUACCUUAAAAAAUUUUAUGUAAAUAAAAUUGAUUCAGUAACGUAUCAAAUCAGUA